Pestalotiopsis fici W106-1 is the source of this 732-nucleotide messenger RNA. RefSeq lists its product as uncharacterized. NCBI's taxonomy places the organism in Eukaryota, Fungi, Ascomycota, Sordariomycetes, Amphisphaeriales, Sporocadaceae. The transcript has a single exon. Bases 1 to 732 code for a protein of 243 amino acids. The record is from RefSeq and is a predicted model, not a curated record.
AUGUCUUUAGCACAUCGACGCAAUCGGCGCUUAGAGCCAUACCAUCGCCCCAGCUCGGAUGGACGCGGCCGUGGAUUCGACGAGGGCGUGUACCAGACAGCGCCGCAGCUCUUCGUGCAUCCCAGUGAAACUGUCAAUGGCGGAAAUCUUCGGGUUCCUCAAAUGACACCGACGUCACAGAUUCGCGAGCCGGCCCGGGCCCGCGACACCUCCUCCCAGGACGACGCUGCCACUCCUGAAGAGGUGCGUCAGCGUCUGCAAUGCGAUUUCAUGGGCGCCGCCAACAGUCUCGCCGCGGCAAUUGUCGAGCUCCAUGACCUGUCCGAGUUCCUGACCGACAGCUGUUUCGACGACCUCCGCAUCGGGGCCAUGCUGUCGCAGUUUGUCUUUCGCGAGACUGCGCGGCUGCGCGACGUGGAGAAGCACCUCUCGUAUGCGCUCUACCACCUCGUGCCGACGCCCUUGGAUAUCGACUUUUGCCUGGGCUGCACGGUCCAGAAACGCAUCGCGGAGAUACGAGAGGAUCACGGACGCUUGGCUGCUGGGCCCCUGCUGCGUGUUCAGGAUCCCAGAGCCCACCCAGGGGAUUACAUGGUGGCUUCUGAUGAUGACGCUCAGACAGGUCCUCUGGCUGAAGGUGAGGUCCGUGGCCGUUCUGAGCACGAGACCGGUUGGGUAGGUGUCUCGGAGCAGGAGAUCAAGUCUGAAGAUGAAGCGCCUUUUCACCACUAG